UCGCAGCAUAUUCGGAGCCAAACCAAAAGCAGAAUCACGUCUUCUGUUCUGAUUCCCUACGCAAUCGAAAAAUAAAAAAGGAAUACGCCGGCGCUUCCAUUCCUGUAAUCCGAAGAAUUGCGUCCAUGGCUACAGCUACUCGAUUGAAGGGCUUCGGCGCUGCCGUAAUAGCCGUCGCCGGAGCUUACGGUGCAUUGAGCCUCAGGGAUCCAGUUCUGUCUGAGAACGACCGAGGGCAUUUCCACAGCAUCCGGAAGAAGAUCAAUGACGUCAACGCUGUCGUCCCUUCGCGGGAAGUCCAAGAAUCUGCUUUGAUGGGCGCCAGCUCAGCCAAUCCUCUCGACGUUCUUGUUGUCGGUGGUGGCGCGACCGGGUGUGGGGUGGCACUGGAUGCCGCGUCAAGGGGACUUCGCGUUGGCCUCGUCGAGAGAGAGGAUUUCUCCUCCGGGACUUCUUCGAGAUCCACCAAGUUAAUUCAUGGUGGGGUUCGCUAUUUGGAAAAAGCUGUCUUUAAUUUUGACUAUGGGCAACUGAAACUGGUUUUUCAUGCACUUGAGGAGCGUAAACAAGUUAUUGAAAAUGCUCCACACCUAUGCCAUGCUUUGCCAUGCAUGACACCGUGUUUCGACUGGUUUGAAGUUGUAUACUACUGGAUAGGAUUGAAACUAUAUGAUCUGGUUGCAGCAAAACGCUUGCUACAUUUGUCCCGAUAUUACUCUGCACAAGAAUCAAUUGAACUCUUUCCGACUCUUGCACGGAAGGGUAAAGAUAAAAGCUUGAAGGGUACAGUUGUGUACUAUGAUGGACAGAUGAAUGACUCCAGACUUAAUGUUGGACUGGCAUGCACUGCUGCAUUAGCUGGUGCAGCAGUGCUUAACCAUGCAGAAGUGGUGGCUUUUCUUAAGGAUGAUGUUACAGAAAGGAUAAUUGGUGCACGUAUCCGAAACAAUCUGUCAGGCAAAGAGUUUGAUACAUAUGCAAAAGUUGUUGUGAAUGCUGCUGGGCCAUUUUGUGACUCUGUGAGGAAACUUGCAAACAAAGAUGCACAGCCCAUGAUUUCUCCUAGCAGUGGAGUGCACAUUGUUCUCCCUGAUUAUUAUUCUCCUGAGGGAAUGGGCUUAAUUGUUCCAAAAACCAAAGAUGGACGUGUUGUUUUCAUGCUGCCAUGGUUGGGAAGAACAAUUGCAGGAACAACAGAUUCCAGUACUACAAUUACCAUGCUUCCAGAACCGCAUGAAGAUGAGAUACAAUUUAUACUGGAUGCCAUUUGUGAUUACCUUAAUGUUAAGGUACGUCGUGCAGAUGUUCUCUCUGCUUGGAGUGGCAUUCGUCCAUUGGCCAUGGACCCAUCAGCAAAGAACACUGAAAGCAUUUCUAGGGAUCAUGUAGUUUCUGAAGAUUACCCUGGUUUGCUCACUGUUACUGGUGGAAAAUGGACUACAUACAGAAGCAUGGCAGAGGAUGCAGUUGAUGCGGCUAUAAAAUCUGGGAAGUUGAGUCCAACAAAUGGCUGCUUGACUAACCACCUACAAAUCGUUGGGGGAGAUGGUUGGGAUCCAGCUUCAUUUACAGUUCUUGCUCAACAAUAUGUUCGUAUGAAGAAGACUCAAAAUGGUAAAGUUGUUCCAGGGAUAAUGGACAGUGCUGCAGCCAAACAUCUAUCUCAAGCUUAUGGUACUUUAGCUGAACGAGUGGCAACCAUAGCUCAGAAUGAAAAUCUUGGGAAGCGACUUGCCCAUGGAUACCCUUUUUUAGAAGCAGAGGUUGCAUAUUGUGCUCGGUAUGAGUACUGUGAGUCUGCUGUGGAUUUCAUUGCUAGGAGAUCCAGACUUGCUUUUCUUGAUACUGAUGCAGCAGGCAGGGCAUUGCCACGUGUAAUUCAAAUAUUGGGUGCUGAGCACAAGUGGGACAAAUCAAGGCAGAAGCAAGAGUUACAGAAGGCAAGGGAAUUCUUGGUAGCUUUUAAGUCAUCUAAGAAUGCUCAAUUCCAUGAUGGAAAGCAUACAGGGUUGUAAGUUGAAACAUAAUGGUUUUUUUUUUUACAAAGCUUAGUUUUUCGAUGCCUGUAAACAGUGGUCCCAUGCACAAGAGAUUGGUAAAAGAAACUCCUCACUCUUGGUGUGAGGAAUGAAUAAUUUGUUUUUAUUUACCUUGUCAUUUCCACAAGCUUGAUUUAGUGGGUUGGGUUGGUGCCAGCACUACACAUUCUAUAUUCCUCAUAAUUUACCUGUUUUUGUUGAGGCAUUUGAUCCUCCUGAAAUUGUAAAUUUUAUACAAUCUGUCGAAGUAUAAAUUCCCAUUUCCUGGGCUUCAUUUCAUUGUUUUUUGUAACUAUCUCUUGAUGUUUGCUGGAUUUUUGGGAUACCCUUCUCCUUUUCUUCGUUUUGGGGUGGGGUGGGGGACUUUUCUUUGUUCCAAAUGAUUAGAAUGGGCAAUCCUCUGAUUCAGCCUCUGUUCCUUCUGAUUAUUUAUGUGGGCUUUUAAUUUUUCUACAUAGUGUGUUGUAAUUAAGGGGUGUUCUGUACUUUCUAUGGAUUGCUUGGUUGCGAAACUCAGCACACCCAUAAAGCAUUCUCUUAGGGUUGCGGGCAUGUGGCUGAAACCAUUUAUGGAUGGUUUUGAAAUGCAACAUAUGUAAUGCAAUAAAUGAGUGAAAUGUUUUUAAUAUA
Nelumbo nucifera (sacred lotus) is the source of this 2669-nucleotide messenger RNA. Its product is annotated as glycerol-3-phosphate dehydrogenase SDP6, mitochondrial-like. Gene Ontology annotation, biological process: glycerol-3-phosphate metabolic process. The record is from RefSeq and is a predicted model, not a curated record. Gene Ontology annotation, cellular component: mitochondrion. Lineage: Eukaryota; Viridiplantae; Streptophyta; Magnoliopsida; Proteales; Nelumbonaceae. Gene Ontology annotation, molecular function: glycerol-3-phosphate dehydrogenase (quinone) activity.